GUACCCAACGUGAAGACUGAAGUAUCGCGAUGUUUUCUUCUUCUUCUUCUGUCUUAUUUGGUUCACUGCGCACCUCGAACCGAUGAAAUGACUUAUGCUGCCGACUGCUGUUCCAGAUGUGUGCUACACCGCGUCUUCAUACUGAAGAAUAUACUAACGUUAUAUAUUACAUUAAUAUAUAUAGAGAGAAACAGAGCGACAGUAUGUAACUUAAGUGACGGACCCCACUAGCCGACUUUCGGGCAGCUUGGUUUCAACGGGUCUGGCGGGCACGUGAAGGCAGCAGUGCGGUUCGUCCACUCAUGAGCGAGCACGACCUGACGUCACCAAUGUAAACAAACAAGAAGCCGCCAUUACGGUGAGGAGAAGCUGCCGUCGGAGUUCCGUGGAUCGAUCCGGGUUGUGAGCUACUCCCGCGGCUUCAGCGGCUCGUGCUGUUCAGUCCCUCUGGCGGAACGUAUCCGGGCGCGUCUCUGUGUGUCUUAACUCCGUUUCCGGUGUCUCAACGGCCACUAAAGGUCGGUCUGUCAGCGGCCAUAACAGCGACCCAGACGGACCGGAGCAGGUGCUCGGCGGGUCUCACCGUGUCCUUGUGGCGCACGUCCGAGACCAGAGACAUGAGGGACCCGAGACUCAGCCGCGAGACCACUACCAUCAACACGGAGCUGGUUCUGAACCGCGUCCCCGAGGAUGACCCGUUCGCUGAGUACAUGUGGAUGGAGAACGAGGAGGAGUUCAACCGGCAGGUGGAGGAGGAGCUCUGGGAGGAGGAGUUCAUGGAGCGAUGCUUCCAGGAGAUGCUGGAGGAAGAGGAGCAGUGGGAGUGGUUCAUCCCCUCCAGAGACCUCCCGCAGGAGGUCCAGGAGCUUGUGGUGAGUUCAGGUGGUGUGGAGACAGAGGACAUGGGAAACGUUGGACACAAGCCUCACUACUGUCCUUCUGUCCUCCAGAUGAAAAGCAGUCUGAACCCUAACGCCAAGGAGUUCACGCCGGGUAUCCAGAAACAUGUCAUGUGAUCCCUGCGGGCUCCGCCUCCUCCCGUGACAUCAUCAAGGUGUCUGAAGUGUUGCCAAAGUUCUGAUGACGUGUUGCCCAUGGUUACUAGAGUCCUCCCCGCCCAUCUGUCUGUCUCGUCUUUCACAUUUAGUUUAGUGGUUUUCAGCCAGAAUCCUUGUGUGAGCCAUCUGACACGUUUUUUUCUAAAUGAAUACAAAGUUAUGUAUAAAAAGUAAUAUAAAGAAAACAAUAAUCUAUUUUUCCUUAAAUCUAUUUGAAAUAAAUGUUUUAUUGGAAAAAA
Molecule: messenger RNA, 1297 nt
Organism: Gasterosteus aculeatus aculeatus (three-spined stickleback)
Lineage: Eukaryota; Metazoa; Chordata; Actinopteri; Perciformes; Gasterosteidae
Source: RefSeq, a predicted model, not a curated record